Molecule: messenger RNA, 2531 nt
Organism: Serpula lacrymans var. lacrymans S7.9
Lineage: Eukaryota; Fungi; Basidiomycota; Agaricomycetes; Boletales; Serpulaceae
Exons: 14
Coding region: 19-2151 (710 amino acids)
Biological process (GO): DNA replication initiation; DNA replication
Cellular component (GO): nuclear origin of replication recognition complex; nuclear pre-replicative complex; DNA replication preinitiation complex
Molecular function (GO): DNA replication origin binding
Source: RefSeq, a predicted model, not a curated record
AAACACGAAUUGCGCUCAAUGACUAUCGUCAACUUGGACGAUGUUAAACAAACCGUAGUUUGUAUUCCCUAUGCAGAUCCAGAAGGCGAGGACGAGGACGUCGAUAAGAUAGCCACGUACCAGCUAUUUCAGCAUCGGGAUCUUCCUGAUGGAUAUCAACUGCGACUGAACGCGUACAGAGUAGCAUGGUCGAAAUGUUUGAGCAGAAUCCAAGAAAUCAUACACACUUUACAUACGCCGGUCAUCGAUAAUGUCGUCGAACUAGUCAAAAGUGCUUAUUCCGAUACGCUGCCAGGGCUGCCCUACUAUGAGUUACCAGUAAUAACCGUUACCGCCUCAACGCUUGGAUCAACGCUUCUUGAACAAAUAACAUCCCGUUUGGAAGGUGAUUCUUCAGUGGACGGGCUGUUUGAGACUUUGAACGAGACAUACGUAACACAUCUCUUUCCAACCGAUUGUUCUACUAUCAUGUCUGCUAUGAAGAGCUUGGUAGCAGGUUUCUUAACCCGGCCUCUAAAUAACGAAAACGUCAAACGUAAAGUCGGCACGUCUCUGGCUGCAUUUGAUAUAAAACUUCUGCAAGCCUGGUACGAUGCUAUCUCAGAGUCACAUGGUGAGACCUUCUCGACAGAUGAUCCUGUGCAGCUUGUGGUUGUGCUUCAUGAUUUUGAGCAGCUUGAACCUACGGUUGUCCAGGAUAUUUUUGAGAUAUGCAGUCUUCAUAUUCCCGCCUUGCCACUUGUCUUCAUCUUAUCCUUGUCGUCUCCUUCUUCUCCUUCAUUUCUUCAUUCAACGUACCCUCGAUCCUGCCUUUCCCUGUUGCAUGUCCGCAACUGUGACUCUCCCCCAGCUGAAGAUGCUCUGCACGAGAUUCUAAUGAAAACAUUUUUUGACGUAGACUUUGAGCCAGAUGUCAUGAUAGGACCGUCUUCCAUUGACUUUUUGGUUGAACUUUUCACUCGGCACAAUACAUCACUUGAUUCCGUUGCGUCAAUCUUACAGCUCACGCAUAUGAAGCAUUUUGAAGAACCGCUCUCUGUGUUUGCAAUUCAGUCUCCCUUUACGACUAUCGAGGAAGCUACCAUGACGUUGCAUCAUCCAUCGUCUGCGUUCCUCGAAUCUAUCCUGGCUCGCAUGCAAUGUCCGGACGAGAUCUCUCUCAUAAAUCACGUCGAUCGAUGGCGGGAUGAGAGUGUUUCUUCUCUGCUCGAGUCUAUAGACACAGCCCACCUCAAUUUCAGGAAGCGGGCGAGGCUUAUGAGAGUUGCUUUCCAGUUAUAUCGGAGCAUUCAACAGUUUUUGCUGAGACAGGGUCACAAAACGGCUCAGGGAGAACGGAAUUUGCCAGAAAUGAUGUGUGCGGCGAUGAAAGGGACAUUGGUCAGAGAGGGGAAGUACCUGAGUAUGAUGGUCAAGUUCAAAUUGGAGGAUUUCUUACAAAGUAUCCCAGAAGAUAUUCGUUUAGAUGAAGAAGAUAUCAGAUCGCAAAAUGACACUGCAAUAGAGGCCUUGCGUGCGAGCGAUAUCUCGCCAGAAGACGCCUCCAAGGUUGCUGACCUCUUUGGCGAUUGGCUCACCUCCUACUUCCAGAGGCGUUUGGUAUCGCUCGACGAGACAACAUUAUGGGACAUCUGGUACACGGGCUCUACUCCUUUCCCGUCGGAGUUAAUCAAUCCUUCUGUACGAGCUACCAUCUUUUCUGGGCUACUAUAUCCUCAGGAUUACUUAACACUCGAAUCGGCCAAUGGCUUGAACAAGACUCAUCUAGCAGACCUGUCAGAAUUAUCAGACACCAGUAUCUUGUUCAGCGGCUACCUGGAAAGCGGGAAAAUGAUCAACGUAUAUGAUUGGUUUGAAUCUUUCUCUGCCACCGUGGAGAACCAGAAAAGUCGUGUCAAACGUCCAUUGCCAACACCUACUACCCGUCGCCCUCCGUCCACCCCAUCAAAGGGCAAGAGUAGGCAUAGGCAAACAACCAAUGACGUAGUUGAAGAGCUGGUAGAACCAACAGAAGAGGAGUGGAAGAUGGAGGUGCAAGCGCGGUUCGUGCGUGCGUUGCACGAGCUUGAUUAUCUUGGGUUUAUCAAACAUACGGGACGAAAAGCAGACCAUGUCAUGAAGACGGUCUUUGAACCUCCUGAACCUGAAUAGAGUGGGUUUCGUAGCGUUUUUAUGUACAUAAAGUCUGAAAACGAUAUUAUGCAGCACCGUGACAUCAACCGUACGGCUGCGACACAUUUCAUUAUUUAUAGUACGUGUUCGCGGCGUAGCGCGUCGGGUUACUUGCGUAACAGAAGUUAGCCACGCAAGUUCUGGACUCGAUUGUUAGUUCGCUGGCAAAAUGUGAUUUAUGUGAACAUGUUCUAUUGUAGCGUGAUCACCCGAAUUUUGGAAUCGGACGAGGUUCUUACUAGUUCGAACUCCGUUUGUCGACUGCAUAUCAACCCCUGAACCUGCUCUCUCCCACUUUUGCAGGCCCCAUCCCACAUUCUUUUGAUCUACAUUCGUUCUAUCACGAUGUUUUCGUCUGU